UAUAGUUUUAUUUUGUAUAUUUUUCAGUCCCUCUGGAAAUGCCAGUGUUGGUGAAGGAAAAUUUUAAUCGCUGGUACUCGCUACGAUCGUAUUAUCUGGCUAUUACUGUGUCGGACAUACCUUUCCAGGCUGUGUUCUGUGUGGUGUACGUCAGUAUCGUGUACUACAUGACUUCCCAGCCUCCUGAGGCACACAGAUAUUGGAUGUUCCUGGGUGCUUGCCUGCUCAUCUCCUUCGUUGCUCAAAGUGUUGGACUGGUCGUCGGAGCUGCCAUGAAUGUUCAGAAUGGAGUGUUCCUGGCACCUGUGAUGUCAGUGCCAUUCCUGCUGUUCUCUGGGUUCUUCGUCAGCUUUGAUGCAAUUCCAGUGUAUUUGAGGUGGAUCACCUACCUCAGUUACAUCAGAUAUGGCUUCGAGGGCACAGCUCUCGCCACAUACAGCUUCGGCAGGGAGAAACUCCUUUGCUUCCAGGUGUAUUGCCACUUCAAGGAUCCGGAAACGACACUGGAGGAACUGGAUAUGCUGGACGCUAGUUUUACACUGGACAUCGUUGCACUGGUGAUCAUUUUCUUCACCCUGAGGAUCACAGCAUUCCUAUUUUUACGUUGGAAACUAAUGUCAGCUCGCUAGGUGUUACGUCAAUACAACUCUGUCAGCUAAAUACAGAAUCAUAGCAAGUUUAAGGUGCUUGUAAUAUAUUAAAGUACUGUACAUAAAAAAUGAAUUUUUUUAAAUACUGUGCAAUACAGGAAAAGUGUAAUUGCUGUAAACAGUUAUUAUCCUUAAGUAAUAAACAUGGCAACUUUAAGACUUUGCCUUGUCUAUCAAAAGUGUUUGAUCACUUAAAGUAUAUUUUUAAAUCGAAUAGUUUACAGCAAAAAUACAAGGCAUAGAUAGUAUCAUAAAGUAUAUUUUGUAAAACAGACUUUACUUUAGUAAAUACAGUUUUUUUAUCCUAAUAUAUAGGUGAGUUAAUUUUUAAAAAGUAUUUUGUCCUGACAUGUAUUUCCGAAUUAUGUUAAUUUAAGAUUAGUAUUAAAUUACUAAUAAACUCAUUAACCCUUCAACGUGGUUACAUGCGGAUGCUAUUAUAACGUCCUGCUAUAUUUUUGUGUGCACCAAAUUCCUUUGCAACCUAUUGGUGGCAGUCGGAACUAUUUUAAGCAUUUUUUUCUCACUAGAUAGAUCACAAAUCGUUCUAUCUCUUUGUCAUUACUAAAGCGUUUUGUUUAUUUUAUUCAGUUGGGUUUUUUAUGAAUUAGAUGAGUUGAAUUUUAUCACCUGAUCAUCUCAACAAUAGAACAUGAUGUUCACUGCUAUUUAGGUUUACAAUGUAUUGAUUGCACAGUGUUAAAAUAUCACUGUUUUACAGUUAAUACGGAUUAUAGUAAGAGUUAAAAUAUUUUUCUCAUGUACUAUAACUGUAUAAAAGCAUGCCACAAGUGCCAUGGUUUGGUGGGCUCUGUAGGUGCAGUAUUAAUUAUGAAAAUUUGUUUUGCGUUAUGUAACAUAAACUGUUAUAAAAGAACAGUAACUUAUUAAGUGUUACUGUAAUUUCAUACGGUUGUUUCUUUUGCCAUAUUUUAAGAAGUAAACUCCAAAAAUUGGCAACAACGGCUAGUUAGCUGACUUAUGGUCUUAUGGUGUCAGUAACCGUACACUGAGUAACUCUUGCCACUGGCAGUAGACAGGUCUGGGAAAAGUCCUACGUUGAAGGGUUAAUUAUUUUUCUAUAGAUCUGAUAUGAGUUAUUUUCUAAGAUUUUUAUUUGUACCAAUUGAAAACUGAAUGUUACUACAUAUAUAGCAAAGUUGUUAUCAAAUAAAACAAAAAUAUUACAAUUUUUUUGUUUUGCCCCAGAUAGUCUUAGGCCCCUAUUACAGUGGUGAAGCUCAUUAUAACUUCAUUACAACUCGUGGGGUAUGAGUUCAAAUGAUGAUGAAUGGGUAUGAGAACCUUACAUUGAAUGAAAUGGAUCUCAUGUUAAAAUCAAUCAUUAGAUGGAUUGAAACAAUUUCAAUUACAUUUCCCGUCACGGAACUUUGAGUUAAAUAGUCUAUUAUAUUAUUGAAACUGUAAUUGUUGUGAACAUAACCUCACUUCUUCAUAUUGUGAAAAGCACUACAUGAAAGAAAUUAAAAAUAUACACUAAUUUUUGCAUAACUCGUCAAAUAAAGUGUAGUAGAACACAUUCUUAUCCUUUUGGACAUCAAUGGAUGAAUAUCUACAGAACCUUAAUAUUUUAUUUUACAUUAUCAAAGCUAAAAGAAAUGACUCUGAAGAAUUAAAAGACUUUGUAAAAGACUAUCUUUUAAUAAAAAAGUUAUGUGUCCACUCUCCAGCUUCAUUAAACAAGGAAAUACUUUCACAGUGCUUGUGAUUAAGUUCUGACAGUGUGAAAAUAUUACCAUUCAAUACUUAUUAUGAAGUAACUAGGCUUUGAAGUAACGUAACCAUAAUUUUGAUUCUAAAAGGACUAGUAUGAAUGUAAAUUAUUAAUAGAUUGUACAAAAUUGAACUCAAUAUAUUUUUAAUUUUAAAAGUGACGAACUAGCUUGUCAAAAAAAUGAAAGAACAAUAUAAAUUAAAAUAUAUGGACAGUAACUUAAAGUAAUGCAAUAUCAGUUGUAUAAGUAAUAACACUUAAAACAAUUUCAAUGUAUUGAGUGAUAGGUUACAAACCGCAAGUGCCUACCGCAAUUACAGUCUGCAAGUCGUUAAUAAGACAUUUGAUUGAUGUAUAAGUCUGAUUGUAGGGACAGUAUAUUUUUUAACAUUUACUUUGACAAGUUAUAAUUCUGCAUUGUUUUACUUAUUGUGUGUUGUUUUAAAAUAUAUUUGAAUUAUUUUAUAUUUCAACUAUCCAUAUACAUUAAGCAUUUAUCAAUUACAAAUUAUAUUUGUAGAAGAAAUUAUAUUUUUAGUAAGCUAUUUUUAUAUUUUAGAAAUAUUUGUGUUUCCCAAUAGUAGUAAUAUGUACUAUUUGUAAUUUUAUACCAAUACAAGCGACUUAAAGUUUAAAAUACUUUUAUAUGUAAUUUACAUAAACUUUAAAAUAUUCAAAUUUUUUUAAAAGUAUUAUCUAUGGAUAUAAAUGUAAUUUUUUGGGUAUAAGUUUUUUUUAGAUAAACAUUAAAAAAUAAACUUGUUUCACACUCAAAACACUUCUGUUAUCACCCUGACUAUAUGUUAUGCUCAAACCGUUGUAAAUACUUUUUAUUCAUCCUAAACCUAAGUAUAUAUUAUUUGUAAUGUUUACUAAUGGGUGUGUGGAUAGAUUCAUGUAUGUAUUAGUAGUUAGAUUUUGUAUUUAUCUGUUCCUAAGUACUCUGUUACUGUUUGUAAUCAAAAUAGAUAUAUUGUGAGUCCAUCAAUCAAAAACAAAUAUUUGAAGCAUUCUCCCUGUUUUAAUGGGUUGAGACAGGGGAGGAAUUCUUACUUUAUUUUAUUAUUUUUAAUAAUGGUUUACUUGAUUCAUAUCAAAUUGGAUUGGAUUUGAAAGUAUGUUGGGAAAACCAGCUACAGAAUUCUUUGAUCUGUCUGCAUUGGACAUAAAAUAAAGUAUCGGAAUUCAAAGUCGUAUAUGGCAUACAAUGGAUUAAAGUUAAAUUUUCAAUAAAUAGAUUAUACUAACUUCCUCCCCUUAUUAGUAACACAAAUAUAGAAUUUUAUAUAGUAAAAAAGUAUUUUUUGAAAAUUGUAUCAACUUUUUUACAUCGUUUGUUUUAUUACAUUUGGUUAUUUUAUUUUGUUAUUUCACUCUUUUUCAUUUCUAGCUCUCUAUAAAUCAUUCCUGACAUCACAUUAUUAUCAUCUAAGUUUAUGGGUUCCAUAGAUGUUUGGUUUAGUACAUAUAAGAAUAUAUUAGUUUCGUAUUUUAAUAUAUUUAUAACCAGUUGUGUAUUCUGUGCUGUGUUAAAAAUAGUUAAGUUUAUAAAAUUUUAAAUCAC
This is a messenger RNA of Homalodisca vitripennis (glassy-winged sharpshooter), 3949 nucleotides long. RefSeq names its product ATP-binding cassette subfamily G member 4-like. Lineage: Eukaryota; Metazoa; Arthropoda; Insecta; Hemiptera; Cicadellidae. Bases 39 to 629 code for a protein of 196 amino acids. The record is from RefSeq and is a predicted model, not a curated record. The transcript has 4 exons. Gene Ontology annotation, cellular component: plasma membrane. Gene Ontology annotation, molecular function: ABC-type transporter activity.